UUUUCUUUACAUAAGAACCUGGGAUCUCAUGAGAACAGAUUCUAAGCACAACAGGGUUCUUAAUCCCAACCAUGCUUCUCCGAAACUCCUGGACACACAUUUGUCACAGCUUCCUGCUAUUGAUUCUACUGCUGAGACCUAAAGGAGCAGCUAACCGAGAGCUGAAGGUGAUUCAGCCUAAGAAAUCAGGUUUUGUUGGUGUUGGAGACUCAACCACUCUGAACUGCACAGUGACAUCCCUGUUUCCUGUGGGGCCCACCAGGUGGUUCAAGGGUGUGGGACAGAGUCGACAUUUGAUAUAUAGUUUCACAGGAGAACACUUCCCCAGAAUAACAAGCGUUGCAGAUACUACAAAGAGAAACAACCUGGAUUUUACCAUCCAUAUCACUAAUGUCACCCUUGCUGAUGCCGGUAUCUAUUACUGUGUGAAGUUCCAGAGAGGAUCAAUAGAGCCUGAUAUUGAGAUUCAGUCUGGAAGUGGCACUGAGUUGUCCAUACUUGCUAAACCAUCUCCCCCUACGGUCUUGGGUCCUGCAGCCAGAGCUGUCCCUCCACAAACAGUGAGCUUUACAUGCAGAUCCUACGGAUUCUUUCCUAAGACCCUCACACUGAAGUGGUUCAAAAAUGGAAAAGAGCUCUCUCACUUGGAAACUACUGUGGAACCUGAAAGAAACAAUGUCUCCUAUAGAGUCUUCAGCACAGCACAGGUGGUACUGGAAUCUAGGGAUGUCUACUCUCAGAUCAUCUGUGAGGUGGCCCAUAUCACCUUAGAUGGAGGAUCUCUCAGAGGGAGUGCUAACUUCUCUGACAUCAUUCGAGUUUCACCCACCCUGGAUAUCAGCCAGCAGCCAACAAUGGUAUGGGAUUUGAUAAAUGUCACCUGCCAGGUACAGAAGUUCUAUCCUCGGAGCUUUCACAUGACCUGGUUACAGAAUGGUAAUAUAUUCCACAGAGAAGAAUCUUUAAGAUGUAUAGAAAACAUGGAUGGAACUUACAACUCAACCAGCUGGCUCUUGGUGAACAUAUCUGCCCUUGAGGCAGACAUGGUACUCACAUGCCAUGUUGAACAUGAUGGACAGCCAGAAGCCAUUGAAAUCCAUACUGUGGUGGUCACUGAAUAUCAGAAGGAGCAAGGUAUUGCUACAAUGUCUGAACUGAAGAUAUCAGGUAUUAAUAAAAUCCUUGUACCUGUUCUCCUUGGAUCCAAACUACUCCUAUUAAUUGGUGCUACUGUCAUUUACAUGCACAAGAAGCAAAAUACCUGAAUAGGUUCAGCAUGGAAAUAGAUGCUGAUGAGCCACUGUUGAAGGACUCUCCUCACUGUUCCUAAGGACUCCAUUCCUAAGGACAACUUCAAAUCAGAAUUUCUUGUUGUUCCUCUGCAUAUGUAUUGUUAUUCCAGAACAUCAAAACUGUGCAUAUUGAGUUGUAUUCUUUGUGUCUUUAUUUUAAUUAUUAAAAGAAUUUAAGGAUGUA
This is a messenger RNA of Apodemus sylvaticus (European woodmouse), 1476 nucleotides long. RefSeq names its product signal-regulatory protein beta-1-like. Bases 72 to 1265 code for a protein of 397 amino acids. Lineage: Eukaryota; Metazoa; Chordata; Mammalia; Rodentia; Muridae. Gene Ontology annotation, biological process: positive regulation of phagocytosis; positive regulation of T cell activation. The transcript has 6 exons. Gene Ontology annotation, cellular component: plasma membrane. The record is from RefSeq and is a predicted model, not a curated record.